GCAGCCGCGGUCGCCUGCCUAGUUUGAAGAGUCCUUAUUGUCCCGGACUGCGCUUGAUUUCUUGUGUACGAGCACCUACGACCACCCACGACGACGGGAACGACGACUCAUUAACCGCUUCUGCUGUAUCUUUCUGGGUUGCCUGUUCUGCUUCUGAUGUCCAACUAAUUGAUGCUGUUUCACUCGGAUUGUACUCUAAGGAUGUCUCAGGCUUCUUUCCCUGCAUAUUCACAAGGCGACGACGACGAUGCGACAGCGACAACACCCCUGGCGUCUCAGAUGCCCUCCUGCUCUCCCCCAGACGCUCCAGUUUCAGACUCGACCCCGAGCCGCACGUUAUUGUCUCCUUCCCAGGACCCGAUCGGAUCGCGCUUUAUGCUUCCCAUAACGAAUCCACCCGCAAAGCCUUCGUUCACGGUCUCAGAUGUAUAUGGCGCAGACGAGAGCUCAGAGGGGUUUGGGCAGUUGGCGCCCGAGAUAGCUUCAGCUGACAUCUCCAUCGCGGCCGACGGGAGUUUUGUGGAGACGUCGUCUGCGGCGGCUGCGAUGGAGCUGAAGAGACGGUACGAUCAUCUGUUCGGCGUCAACAAGGACGUGAGGUCGCCGUACGCGAUCACUUCGUUUGUCAACCAACAUGGGAGGCAGAAGUUCCGCGUCGGUCGCAAAGAGCUGUCGGCACCCAUGGCGUCCGCUGUGGAAGCCGAGAACCGAACGUCCCAACAGCUGAGCUCUGGCCUCGAAUCACCCCCCUUUCCGAGGAGCUCGAAGCGGAGCUCUAGAUUGAGUGUACACCAGUUUCUGCGGAACGGGAGCGUUUCGAUUGCGCCCAAGGUAGACGCCACGUCCGGGAGGUCGCCACCAAGUCGCGCUGUCCCUCGCAAACUCGUCAGAAAGACGCGCUCGAUACCGGACUUGUACAGUGGUCUCGGUGAAGGUUUGAGCAAGGCGGAUGGCGCAGGGCCGUCCAACGGACAUCCUUCCGGCCGGACGCACUCGCACAGUGUUACGGCGGCGGAUUUGCCCCGCCUGCCUCCUAGCAUCGCGCCACCGAAACCACCUACUGGGGAUGUCUUCAACGAGGUGAUGGGAUGGGAUUACGCGUACUCCACACCUUCUUCGCCAUUCGGUUCGAAUGUGUUUUCGGUGUCUGUUCACAGUCUACGGUUGCCCUCCGAGGCGGACGCUGCUCGUGCGGAGCAGGAACCUCGGCCUCUCAUCUUCCACCCUUUUGGUCCUGGCAUAUCCUUCGACUCACCCUCAAGAAAGACCAGCACCCCAUCUACGCGCAUGUCGUCUCCGCAUGGACUACGGGUCAUGCAGUCCUUCGAAUCCGGACUCACUGCGAGAGCUGACGCAAAUACUCAUAUCCUGAAAGGUGGCCCCCCGAAACUAACGUUGAAUUUCGAGCCUGAGCCUGAAGGCUCCGCACUUCUACCGAUUCCUUCUCCAUCCCACUCUCCCACUCCCUCUCCGCCGCCCCCACCUCGCCAGCCCACUCCUGUAACAGAGACUGCAAAGUCCGCUGCAGUUGAUCCGACUCUGCUCCCUCUUUGGGAAACUUCCCAAUAUUCCCGAUACUCCACUGACGUUUUCGAUGUGUUGCAGACGUACCGUGGUCUGCCUCUACUCGAUAAGAUUGACCCGUUCUCCGAGGUAAAUGAGACUACCAUCAAGCUCACAUCCGAUGAAACGGCGGCGCCUCGAGAUGACCCUCGUUUUGUGAUAUGGGGCGAGGUCGUACCGAGCGCCGCCGUAGAUCCGGAACUUCAGUCCAUGUCACCGGGCAGUAGAACGGACACCUCGUCGCAGCAGUCGGUUAUGUCCAGGAAGUUGAGUAUGAAGAGUAGGACGUCGUUCCAUAAUGGUCAUGAUACGCCUCCGCUCCACGUCGCCACGGAGGGAAGACAGAAGGUUCUUGUAGCUGCCACCAUUGAACGCUGGAUUGCUCAGCUCACGAGCGAGCUCAACUAUGACGAGCUCCUAAACUUCUUCCUCACCUACCGGACGUACGUGAGUCCGGUCGAUUUAGCGCAAUUGCUGAUCUGUCGGUUCCACUGGGCGCUCGGGCCAGCGAGUUCCGCUCACGACGACAUGGUCCGACGGAUCGUAAGAGUGCGGACGUUUGUGGCGCUGCGGUACUGGCUUUUGACUUUCUUCCCGGUGGAUUUCUUGCCGAACCGGGAUCUGAGACUUCUCUUCGCGGGUUGGCUGAACACCCUUCGUCGAGAUCCCAUACUUGGUCGGCAUCAGGGUGCACUUAGUAUUGUCCGGAAGCUUAGGCAGGUUGUCAAAGAGUGUAAGGAAGCGCACACCAGGAGGCAGAAAGAACAACCCCUAAGGAGGCCUUCUGUCAGCUCGACUGCUAAGCAGUUCCCGAAGGCAGGUCAAUCACUGGGAGAUCUUUCUGACGGUCGCAAGUUCGCCGAGUCUCUCAGGAAAGCAGUUGCAGAGGGCGAUGACGAGUCUGACGUUGAUCUGGACUUUGGAGUGGACGAGGGCGUGAUAGUCUCUCUUCCGCAGGGCUUUCCGAGUCAGAAAGACGUGUCUGGCAGCGGAAGCGGGCAGCCUUCUGGCCAGAAUGCGGGAUCACCACCUUCAGUUCCUUCAGCAUCUCUUGCCGUGCUGCAGCAGCCGUUGCAAUUGACUAUCCUACAACACGCUAACGCGACCGCGACGGACUCUCCCUUUGUGGAAACCCCUGCGACCUUACCUGUGCACCACAGCACGCUGUCACGUGUCCUCGUGAAGACUAUUGGCAGACUAGGGAGGUGGAAGCGGGUGCUGAACCAAAGAUCUUCUGCACUGGUGUCUAGUUCCACUUCUGCGGACGUGUCUGCCUUCGACCUCGAGCUCAACAUGUCUGGCGAUCUCUUGAAUGUCCCUGGAGGAGUGGAACAAUAUCUGAAGAUGAUUGAGCAGCCGGAGCCAGAUUCUAGUGUGAACGGGCAGAAUGGCACCGCUCUGCCCGAUGGGAACUCUAGCUCGCUGGGUGUGCAGGAGUCUGCAGACCAAACCGACUCCUCAUCGAUGUUGGCACCGCGCUCAUCGGUGGACAGUGCCAUGUCUUCGGACACGUAUUCUACUAGUAUGUCGGAAGAGACAGACUACGGCGUGCCGAUAUCACAUUUGAGGUCAGUGACAGAAGCCUCGGACGAGUGCGUGCAGGAGUCUCCGGGCGAACCGGUCCAGGGGGACCUAGAACAGCUGGAACCACGGGCGGAGUCUGUCUCGUCAAACCCUCGCCGGUCCUUCGAAUCCUAUACUUCGUAUAACUCUCGCCGAACAACUGGUUCAAGAUAUCGCCGUCAGCAGAAACCCUGGCAACCGCCAAUAGAUGUCGUGUCCAUAGAUGACCUCGAGUUCUCCGACAUGUCCUCCUCGGAUGAGAACGAGGGCCCUUCAGCUCCACCUGGUCUGCGACGUGUUCCCAGGCGUCUGCCGCUCAGGCGUGACUUCGAGUUCGUUCGGCGAUCGGGUAGUGUCUCUUCGCUCGGUAUCCGCUCUCAUUCGUCCAUGGCUUCCGAACGGUCUUCGGUGGCUUCAUCUGCCUCCGUCGAACCCGCUCUAGGUGGACCUGGUCUUCAACAAUGGCAGGUCAAUGCGAUAGUUGAUUCACUAAGUGAUGAUGAUGAAGAGGGCGAUGUCGAGGCCGCGUUGCGCAGAUUGGAAGGACAGAUCAAUAUCGACGAGCAACGUAUGAAGUUGUCGAAAGUCGAUGGUUGGGUUCAGACAAUGCGAGACCGCCUGCUGAAUGGGGACUAUCACGAUGAACCAUCCCGGUUCCCUACUUCAGAUAGUGAAUCGGACGAGUCUGUCGGUGACUACGAAGGGAGUAGGAGCAGAGCAGGAUCUGCUGUCUGGAGCCCGGACAAUGCCGACUUUAGUGCGUCCAACUCGUCGGUUUCCCAAGUCUCGGAGCGAUCGCAAGACGUGUUGGAACCUGCUUCGCAAUCGCUAGAGGGCGAAGCGGUCACUCCUUUGGCCACGCAGACGUCACAUAAUGUUAGCGACUCGCCUAACGCAACGUCUCCGGUGUCAUCCUCGGAUGGGAGACCUGCUCCGGAAGAUGUCGUGCCCCGCGAGAUUUUGCAAAGUAGGCUCCCCUCUCGACCUUCCACGUCGGGAGGCUCCAGAGAACCGGCGAGCGACGGGUUCCCGAUAUCGUCCCCGACCAAUAAAUUCAUCACGGCUCCCGCCUCGCAGGUCCAUCGAUCCUUCAUUCUAGGUUACAGGGCGGAGACGCUUGCACAACACUUCUCCAUGAUCGAUCGAGAGUUGUUCCUUGCGAUCAAGUUCGAAGAGAUAGUCUCGGAUGACUGGAUGGGUUGUCCAAAGGAGGCGGACGUACUUGACUGGAGUCAGUUCCUGCGGGACAGAGCUCGGUGGAAGGCGGAGUCACGAGGAGGACCUAAGACAAGCGCUGUAGUGGCAGCUAGGGGCCGGUUUAAUCUGCUCUCCAAGUUUGUGAUCUCGGAAGUGAUUCUGACGCACCCGCAACAUCGCCAUCUCGUGGUAGGGAAAUUCAUCAGGAUAGCUUGGAAAUCGUACAACAUGAACAAUUUCAAUACAUUGACAGCUAUCAUUGCCGGACUGCGUAGCGAAUGGGUCACGAAAGCAAUGCGGCGUUCCUGGGGGCGUGUUGGUGUCUGGGAGCAGCGUAUGUUCCAGGAUUUGAAGGCUUUCACCUCCCGGGAUGACGACUUCAAGCACAUCCGGCACGCUGUUUCUUCCAUGGUUGAAACGAAGCCAGUGGCAACGAGCUCGCUUGACGUGUCUACCAACGGUCUCACCGAUGGACAUUCGUCCUCUUCCAGGAGUAGAGCAACCUCCGAUACCAAGCCACAUUCGCCUGCGGCUUGCAUCCCGUUCCUAGGCGUCUACCUCGCCCAGAUGCAGCGCUACCAUAAGCUGCCCGAUCUCAUAGACCCCACGGCGCCUACGGAGGCCAUAGGUAUCGAUCCCAUCAGCGGCAACCUGGAAGCGCCUGCCCACCCGGAAGUGUUCUCUUCUUUGGCACCGCUUCCCGCGUCCAUGCAACUGGAGCCUCUGAUCAAUGUCCAGAAACAAAGGCUCAUCGCAGGCGUCAUCAAGUCGCUCGUUGCGGGCCAGCAUCUGGCCAGCAGAGUGCAGUUCCCGGUGGACCGGAAGAUCUUCCAGCGGUGUCUCAAGUUGCGGGGGCUAGAUACAGAGACAUUGCAGCGAGCUUAUACUAUGUUUUCUGAUUGAUCUACGUAUACCCCUCUCCCUGAUGUGGUAUCCCGCCUACUUUAUUGUUCCUCUGGGGCUGUAAUGAUAGAGAUGAUAGCUGAUGCUGUUGUUCGAUAGGAAGGAUUGUUUUGGGUAUAAGUUUUCUGGUUCCGUCCUCGGGCUCUUGUGCUGUCGUAUACCAUCCCGCAAUUGCUAGGCUGUUUGGUGUCACGGCAGACUCGGAAGAUUGAAUUUAGCUGAGCAUAGAUUGCCCUCCAGUGUACACUCCUUCGAC
Molecule: messenger RNA, 5482 nt
Organism: Gloeophyllum trabeum ATCC 11539
Lineage: Eukaryota; Fungi; Basidiomycota; Agaricomycetes; Gloeophyllales; Gloeophyllaceae
Product: ras GEF
Exons: 6
Coding region: 172-5226 (1684 amino acids)
Biological process (GO): Ras protein signal transduction; positive regulation of GTPase activity
Cellular component (GO): plasma membrane
Molecular function (GO): guanyl-nucleotide exchange factor activity
Source: RefSeq, a predicted model, not a curated record